Aspergillus caelatus is the source of this 737-nucleotide messenger RNA. RefSeq lists its product as uncharacterized. Bases 99 to 584 code for a protein of 161 amino acids. The transcript is spliced from 2 exons. Lineage: Eukaryota; Fungi; Ascomycota; Eurotiomycetes; Eurotiales; Aspergillaceae. The record is from RefSeq and is a predicted model, not a curated record.
AAAAAAAAAAAAAAGAAAAAGAAAGAGAGAAACUAAAAUAAUAAUGAUAAUAAUAACAAAAAACAGGACCAGCCUACCAAGGCGGCAACAUCCUCCGCAUGUACCAAAUCCUCGUGGCAUACACCACCCAAAACUCAAUCGACUACUACGACGCCAUCAUGCCCCUCCAUAGCUUUCUUUACACCCGCAUCAUAAUCUUUCUCUUCGGUACAAUGGGCCCCAGUCUAUCCUUCUCUAAGAACGUUAAUUCACCGUUCGUCUACGCUGAGGCUGUCUUCGGGGGUGCGUUGAUCGCUAUCGGACAUUGUACGAAGCUGAGCGCCAUAGUUGCGUAUUUGUUGCUCGUGCAUGCUGUGGGGAAAGUUAGUACGUUUGCUGGGUGGAGGGCUUGGGUGGAGAGCACGAAGAAACCACCCCAGGAUCCCGGAUUGCUGGUUAGGGUUCUGAGGUUUGUGGGGUUUUUUGAAGAUCGUGAGGACUGGGCGGAUGCGACGGUGACUUCUCCUGGUGAGACUCCGCAGAUUGGGAAUCUGCCGAUGGAUAAGUUGGGACAUCAGUAUGCGAGAUUAGGGUUUGAGGGAUGAGUUUGGUAAGGGAGAGGAGGUGGCCGGGAUUGUUAAGGUAUAGAGUCUACUGGAUACUGUUAAAUGUAGUUGAUGCUGCUCUCACUUGAAAGGAGAUAUAUAGAUAUUGUUUAGAUUACUGAUAGGUACAUAUAUAAGUUAGGUAAAUGGCAA